AUGGCAGUGCCAGUUGCCACCAUGGCCCAGGAUUUGCACACGGCCAGGCGUGCGCUGCUGGACGAUGGCCGCGCGGAAGAGGCCAUCACUGUCAACCAGCGUGCGCUGAUUGAUAAAAUCCUUGCGCGGUAUUCGGCAGAAUUUACCGUGUUUCGUGAGCUGCUGCAAAACGCGGACGAUGCAGGCGCAACAGACUGCGAGCUGCGAUUCGCGACGAGCGCCACCGUCGCGCAUACCUUGCUGCCUGCGCGGACAAAUCCCGGCCCGCAGGUCCCGGAUACCACGGCGCCACUGACGCAAUGGACUUUCCGGAACAAUGGCAAGCCGUUCAGCAGCGAUGACUGGAACAGGCUGCGACGCAUUGCGGAAGGCAAUCCGGAUCCCGACCGCAUCGGUGCAUUUGGUGUUGGCUUUUAUUCUCUCUUUAGCAUUUGCGAAGAGCCGAUCGUAUUUUCCGGGAGCGAGCUGAUGGGCUUUUUCUGGAAGGGAGAUGCGCUGUUCACACGACGCGCCAAUGUAUCGGACCCGCAAGUAUCGAGCAAUGGCGUGCCAUGGACAACAUUUCUUAUGGCACUGCGCGAGCCGACGCCGUUUCCUGAAUCACCACUUGCACUGUGCCGCUUUUUGGCCACGUCGCUCACAUUCACGGCAAAUGUACGGCACGUAGCGCUCUAUGUGGACGACCAGCUGCUAUGCCGUUUGGAAAAACACACUGGGUCGCCGCAGCCAGUGUCUGCGUCGCGCCACUUGAAUGGCCGCUCGCCGGGGAAACUGCUUCAGGUGAGCACGGUCGAAUCCAUCGCGCUGCGCGUAGAUUUGUACGUCGCACGCAUGGUGCUGUUGGAAGCAGCAGCCGAGGCCGAGCACGAGAAACCCAACUUGAAACAAACGCUCUUGUCUGCUUUUUCGCGCACGGCCGGCGCGGGGAUUACCUCUAUGCUCUCGAGUGCGUUUGGCGGGCUCACAACAAGCACGUCGAGCGCUGCAAACGACGCGCUCGAUGCACAGUCGCUUUUGGAAAUGGUGCACUCCACGCUACACCUCCGCAUUGCCACCGCACACAUUCGCGUUUCUCUCGACGCUGCAUUUUCCAGAGAAAUUGAGCGCAGCACCAAGAAACCGCUGCCAAAACAAACGUUGCUGCACAUGGUCUACAUGGGCAAGGAAGAAUAUGACGCGACGACCGCGUCGGAUGCCAAAGCAAGCGACACGCACUAUUCCGAUCUGGACAAGCAUACACGCCGCCUUUUUUCGGGGCUCAUGCCGAGCCUCGACGCGCAAGGCCGUGUGUUUAUUGGGUUCCGCACGCACCAGACCACCAGCUUUAGUGGGCAUAUGGCCGCACGUUUUAUUCCCACCGUCGAGCGCGAGUCGCUCGAUUUCGUCGAUCGGUACUGUGCGCGCUGGAACAUGGAACUGUUGGCCAUCGGCGGCUACCUUGCCAGGGUCAUGUACGAGGCGGAGCUGCAUCACAUCGGCGAGCGCUGGGCGCAAGGCACGCUGGACGCCGAGCACAAAGCGCACGUCGUUGCGAUGGCGCUCCAUGUGAUGCGCUUUUUUAGCUUCCAUGCUUCUUCGCCUUCGAAACGCGUCGCAGCGACGCUGGAAGACACAUUCUUUGCUUGCUGCUCAAAACCAUGCAUCUCGCUGCUCUCGACGCAUGGCGCGCGCUCGUCCGACCAAGUGCGAUUCCCAAGCGCACUACUCUCCGACUUUAUACAAUCUCUUCCCGUGAUUCCUGCAGAGCUCAUUGAAAAAGCAGAAACGUUUGUACUGCAGCUUCGCGCACGCGAUCUGGUGCGUGACAUCACGAUGGACGACGUGUUUGCAGAGCUUGGCGGCCGUGCUUUGUCGGUACCUGAGAUGGUUGCGUGCCUGAAUUGGUGGAUCAUGGUCGCAGAGCACCCUUCGUACGACGCUGCAUUGCUUCCCCGCUUACUCCAAAAUGCUAUGGUUAUGAUGGAGCCCGAAGGAGACGCAGUGUCGCGCAUCCAAGCGCUCUCGGAUGUACGCACCGUACUGCACACACAAAAAGUGCCGCCGCACGUCCCAUUGCCCCCUACUUGUCUUGUGUACCCAGUUUCGCGCCAGCUGCGCGUCCACGAACUGCAGCAAGUAUUUGGCUGGAGCGAGCUGAGCAUGGCCGAAUGGAUUGACUACAUGAUUUCGCUCGACACAUCGCCAGCGAAGCAAGUCGCCGAGCAGCACGGACUUACACACGACGCGGCGAAUGCAGAAAAAGUGUUUGGCACACUCGCAUGGGCGUGGAGCAACUUGCCGAAUGCGCAGCGUACACAUAUUGCCGCAGCGCUGGAAACGCUGCCGUGCAUCCCAACGCGCCUAGGGAUGCGCAAGCCAAACGACGCCUACUUUUCCAGCGUGUCCCUCUUUGAAGAUCUCGCCGUGGUGACGUUUCCUACACUUGCCGUCAAAGGAAAUCUGGAAAAGGUACUCGACGCGCUGCAUGUUCGCCGGCACGUAGAAAUUCAGCUCAUCUUUGACCGACUGAUUGCCGCGGGCGAUUGGUCGCAUGCUGAGCUGAUUGGGUAUCUUACCAAGCACCGCGAUCUCUUGAGCAACGUGGAAUGGGAGCGUCUGCGCAGCACCGCCAUUUUUCCAAAAGAGGACAUGGACGGGAACAAGCGGUACCAAGCCGCGGAGCUGUACGAGCCCGUAGAAGAGUUGCGCGCGCUUGGCCUUCCCGUUUUGGACUGGGGGCGCUCCUGGCGCACCAACUCGGACGAGGCACGCUUCCUUGCUACACUCGGUCUCCGAAAGCAGCCGCCGCUUGCUGAUAUUCUCACGCUUGCAUCGGCGGUUAACACGGACGCAGCGCUCCGCCGGCGUGCAUUCCAGCAUCUCCUCGACAAGUUUAGCGGCGUGUACGCGGCUACGUAUACCAUGUCCAUUGCUAGCAAGCACGCGUUUGUUCCUGUCAAGGACAAAGGUGUACUGCUGCCGCCCUCGCAGGUAUAUACAGACGGAGGCGUCGCUGCAAUGGACUUUCCCGUGGCCGACGUCGCGCCUGUAGAUGCGCUCAAGCUGAAACUGCGCGCGCACCCUGAGAGUGCACAGCUGGUGCAGCGCUUGCUGCAUGUGCCACCGACGCAAGAGGACCAUGCACGCCACAUAUUCGUCUUUCUUGCGUCCGUGCGCGAAUUCACGCAAAAAGACCUUGCGGAGCUGCGCUGCAGAAAUGUGAUUCCAGUGCGCCGCAAAGAGUCUGUCGGUAUGGUAGCGCCGCGCGACUGUUACUUUAUGCCCACACACAGUCAAUCCAUUGCCCCGCAGUACCGCGAAAUUUUCCACUACAUUGACUUUGGCCCUACCGCCGCUGUGUUUCUGCGCAGCAUCGGCGUAACCGACGAGCCGAGCGUGGAAGAGCUCACGCGGAAACUGGUGUCGGAUCCUCCGCGCUUUUACGACCUGUGCGGCUCGACAGAGACGUACCUCGAGGUGCUGCGCCGAAUCGCCACGCACCUGGACGCGCUUUCCUCCGAUACAAUGUACACGAUAAAGCGCACGCCAUUCCUGCUUGCGUUUCGCAAAGGCAGCGCUGAUGACGAGGGCGGCGGCGCGCAAGAAUACGCGCUGCGCUGCCCGCGCGAUGUCGUGAUUGUGGACGACGCUCACGCACAUAUGUUGUUUGCCGCACACAUGUAUGCUGCGCCGCACGAUGAUGUGCUGGAGGAGCUGUUGUAUGCGCCGCUUGGGGCACAGUAUCUUUCCUCCCUCGUCGAUGAAUCGUACACAACAGCGGGGCAAUAUCUCGCCGAUACGCCUAAAGCGCAGCAGGUCCACGACACGAUUUUGGAGCGCACGCCAUUGUUUUUGUUUGAGAAAACGAUUGCGAGCAGCAAAGAGGUCCAGCACGACUAUACUUGGCUGAAGCGUAUGUUGCAUGUUGUCGAAGUGGACGGCGAUGGCCUGCAGCUUACACGCACAUUUUCAAGCGGCGACACACAGUGCAAGGAUGUGCAGCGGUGCUCUGCCAUGGUUACUCUCACGCGCAAGUCGCUUGUGCUGCACGUCGCAGGAAAUAUGGACGUAGAUUGGUUUGAGGUUGCGCUUGCGCUGAACAAGCACUUGCUUACCAGGCAGCAUUUGCAAGAAGUGCUUCUGUUUAUGACGGUCCUUUCUACGCCACUGCAGAGUCUUAAACGCAAAGGGUUCCAUGUGGAUAAGAUUAUGGCGCAGCAGCGGCAAACGCCGAGUGCGCCAGUGAUCGCAGCGCCGCAGCUAGACUUUGACGGAUGGACGAAGGAGUUGCUACAGAUGUUUCCGGAUGCGGAGCCUGGGCAUGUCAACCAACUUUUGCGCGUGUUUGAAAAUGAUCACUUGCAGCAGGCGGGAAGUGCGCUCUUACAGGGGAAUUAUCCACGCGUGCAAACGCAGCGCAAAAGCGAAGCGCCGCGGCCGAUCGAGCGCACCGCUGCCACGGCACCUUUGCCCCCUCCGGUGCCUGCAAACUUGAAGGAGCCCUCGCAAAUCCCAAUGCCACAGCCGCCCAUUUCCAGCGGCGGUCUUUUUCAGAGCUGGAAGCAGCGGCUGGGCAAUGGCAAACUCUCCUCCCUUGCGUCCGGCUCCUCGUCUAUUAAAUUACCAGGACAAGCUAAUGGCCACCGCAUAUCCACUUCUACGCCGCCUGUAUUGCCACCGCGGCAAGACACCGAGCAUGUCGCUUCUUCUGCAAACAUCCGGCAGCAUGUACAGCAAGCGAUCCAAGCAUCGCGCCCUGAAUCCGCGCGCGUCAUCCAGUCCAAGACGCAAGAGCAGGAAGUCCGUCACGCAGCGUCAACCUACUGCGACGUGACCGGUGUAAAUACAAACCUUCGCCUCGCCGGCCGAGUGUCUGGCAUGAGUGUCUAUGUAAGCGCCGAGCUCGACGCGGGACAGACGCUUAACACGCACAUGGAAGCACUAUACCGCCUUAUCGAUCUUGUCUACCGCCCCAUCGGCACACUUUUCGGCGUCGACCAGCGCUGCCUCAGUGUCUUUUACGAUACAAAAGGGCCGAGCAUUGCAUUCAACCGCGGCGGAAGCAUCUUUCUGAACUUGCGCUACUACCUUGCGUGGCACGACGCUAAUGUCCAGCAUGGACGCCUCACCGAGCCUUUGAUCUCCGUCUACUUUUCUAUGGCCCACGAACUUGCGCACAACCUCGUCGCUGAGCACAACUCCGAGCACGAGUUUUACUUUUCGAGCAUCGCCGAGCAGCACGUGUUGCGCCUCGUCGAGGCACUUGCACGCGCGCAGCAAAAUGCUUUGUAA
Malassezia vespertilionis is the source of this 5271-nucleotide messenger RNA. RefSeq lists its product as uncharacterized. NCBI's taxonomy places the organism in Eukaryota, Fungi, Basidiomycota, Malasseziomycetes, Malasseziales, Malasseziaceae. The record is from RefSeq and is a predicted model, not a curated record. Bases 1 to 5271 code for a protein of 1756 amino acids. The transcript has a single exon.